AUGGCUUCGCCGCACACCGCCAACAUGUUUCGCUACCUGAGCCCCAAGUCCCUGUCGACGAUGCACCAGAUGGGGGCGACCAUCAUACCCAUCGCCUCAGACCCCGUACUACCGCCCGCGGUGGCCGAAGUGACGAUUGCUAACUCGGAGACCGUCGUCGAUAGGAACCAACGGACGAGGAACCAGUUCCGCCCGCGCGUGGGCAAGGGCGGAUCGGCUAGUUACCAGCUUCGGCAGUAUGCCGAGGUGACGCUCGGCGGAGGCAGCCUGCGCAAGGUUGUCAAGCUCCCAGAGGGUGAAGACGAGAACGAGUGGUUGGCUGUCAACACGAGAUGGCGGGCUGACGAGGAUCUGUUAGUGGUGGACUUUUACAACCAGAUCAACCUUCUCUACGGAGCCAUCACCGAGUUUUGCUCGCCGCAGUCAUGCCCCGAGAUGAAGGCCACCGAUGAGUUCGAGUACCUCUGGCAGGACAACGAAAACUACAAGCGCCCAACCAAGAUGCCAGCUCCAGCAUACAUUGAACAGCUCAUGACAUGGGUGCAGUCCAACAUUGACAACGAGCAGGUCCUGCCCAGCAAAAUUGGUAGUUAUGACCCUGUCCUUCAACUGGACUUCUCACUGACAUCACCAGGCGUCCCAUUCCCCAAGUCAUUCCCAGCGCUGGUCCGCCAGAUCUUCAAGCGCAUGUACCGUGUCUACGCGCACAUCUACUGCCACCACUACCCCGUGAUCCGUGAGCUAGGUCUGGAGCCUCACCUCAACACGAGCUUCAAGCAGUACGUGCUCUUUGUGGACGAGCACAGCUUGGCGAGUGGGAGGGACUACUGGGGUCCCCUUGGAGACCUGGUGGACAGCAUGUUGAAGAGCGACUAGGAGAAGCUCGAUCGCUAGACGGGCCGGGUAUUUGCGUGUGUGUCUCAAGGUUAGCAUCCAGGAGUUUUUGGGCGUUCGGUUUAGGACUUGGAGGGGCUAGGGAGCUGCUUUAAGUUGUACGAUCAUGAUCAGAGUAGAGGGCACGAGUUUAGAUGACGGUUUGUCCUUG
Molecule: messenger RNA, 1045 nt
Organism: Fusarium vanettenii 77-13-4
Lineage: Eukaryota; Fungi; Ascomycota; Sordariomycetes; Hypocreales; Nectriaceae
Exons: 3
Coding region: 1-876 (291 amino acids)
Biological process (GO): signal transduction; cell division; positive regulation of protein phosphorylation
Cellular component (GO): nucleus; cytoplasm
Molecular function (GO): protein kinase activator activity
Source: RefSeq, a predicted model, not a curated record